This is a messenger RNA of Pteronotus mesoamericanus, 2880 nucleotides long. RefSeq names its product testis expressed 11 (gene TEX11). The coding region runs from base 1 to 2880 and encodes 959 amino acids. Gene Ontology annotation, cellular component: central element. Gene Ontology annotation, biological process: synaptonemal complex assembly; male meiosis chromosome segregation; meiotic cell cycle. The record is from RefSeq and is a predicted model, not a curated record. Lineage: Eukaryota; Metazoa; Chordata; Mammalia; Chiroptera; Mormoopidae. The transcript has 29 exons. Gene Ontology annotation, molecular function: protein binding.
AUGUCUGAGAAGCGGUUGGUCCACUUUGGGUGGCGGGAAGCUGAAAGCGCGCGCGCUGGCUCUGUCUACGGGGGCGGGACGGCGGGCUGGGAGAGCCGUACGCCAUUGGAUGCUUUAUACAUUGGGCUUGGGAUUUUCAGCCAAUUAGAACGAGAAACUAUCCAAAGCCUGGUAAAAAGAGAUACUUCACCUGGCAUACCUGAAGCAAUUGAUAAACUCUUCAUGGACAUAGGAAAUAUAAACAGAAAAUCUAUGGCUGAAAUAAAGGAUGUUCAGGUUGAAGAAAUGGCAAUAAACCUCUGGAACUGGGCAGUUUCCAAGAGAGUUGGUUUGGAUGUAAGUGGAGAGCAGAGAGCUAAAUUACGACAUGUUGCUUGCAAGUUGAUAUGCAUGUGUGAAAGCGCAGAUGCUCCAGAAGAAGUUAUUCACAGACGGAUUUUGAUGAAUAUGAAAACAGGAAAGGAGUGGGUGGAUGUUGGAAAUGGAGUGAUCGCUGAUGAAUUUUUUCAAGCUGCCAUAGAUGGUCUGGAGCAAUUUUAUGCCAAAUUAAUGGAGAAUUGCUCUUCUGAACCCACAGUGGCUACACAGAAGUGUGCUGUGGAGAGGGAUCUUUUCAAAGUGUUUUCUUACCAAGCAGAGUCAGCAAUUAUUCAAGGGGAUUUUCAAAGAGCAUCUACAUGUAUACUGCGCUGUAAAGAUAUGUUGAUGAGGCUUCCUAAAAUGGUCAACUAUCUUCUUGUUCUCUGUUACAACUUUGGAGUAGAAUCCCACAUGCUGCAUAAAUAUGAAGAAGGUUGUUUCUGGCUUAGCCAAAGCUAUGAUAUUGCGAAGAUAGAUAAGAGUUCUGUUGAUCCUGAAAUGCUGGCUAAAGUUCUACGGUUGCUGGCCACUGUUUAUUUGGAUUGGGAAGUCGGAGAAAAUUAUGAUAAGGCUCUUGGCGCUAUAAACCUAGCAAACAAGGAACAUUUAAACCCAGCUGGGGUUUUCUUGAAGAUCAAAAUCCUCCUGAAGAGCAAAAUAGCUAAUGAAGAACUCAUUGAAGCUGUCACAGACAUACUGCAUCUUGACAUGACUGUAGACUUCUGUCUGAGCAUUGCUAAACUGCUGAUGGAUCGUGAAAGAGAAUUUGUUGGGUUUCAUUUCCUGAAGAUGAUCUGCGAACAUUUUAAGACAUCAGAAAAUGUUGGAAAAGCUUUACUGUACCACAUUGAAAUACUUAUACAAAGAAAGGAAGAACAGCUUGCUAAGGAGAUGAUUGAAGACAUCAUUAUAGAUCAGCAAGCAGGAAGAAAAAUGACAACAGAAUUAAUAGGCUAUUUACACAACCUUCUGUGGAGAAAAGCUUCCAAAAGUUAUGAGGUACAAGACUAUGCUGAAGCCCUAAACUGGUACUACUAUUCUCUGAGAAUUUAUGAAACUGAUGAAAUGGAUGGGGAAUUUCCUAAGCUGAAGAGGAACAUGGCUUCCUGUUACCUGCAUUUGAAACAAGUUGAAAAGGCUAAAGGAGCAGUGACAGAAGCUGAACAACUUGAUCCUGGAUGUAUUUUCACUCAAUUUUAUAUGUUCAAGAUUGCAGUCUUGGAAGGCAAUUGUGACUCAGCUCUGGAAGCAAUUACUGCUUUCAAGGAUUCAUUAAUGGCUGAAGACCUAGGAAAGAAUGACAUAUUUACAGAUUCUGGUUCACAUGGCAAGCUUUUAGGCUUAGCUGCCCAAUUUGCUCUAGAGAAUGGACAACAAGUUGCGGGAGAAAAAGCUUUGGAAUAUUUAGCUCUAUGCUCAGAAGACCCAGAACAAGUCCUGACAGCUGUAAAGUGCUUGUGUCGUCUUCUUGUUCCAAAAGUUUCUCAAAUGCAGGAAUCUGAAAACAAAAAAAUGGAAACUGAUAGACUUCUGACUGGCCUGAAUACAGCACUCGUGAAAUUUUCCCAGGCUUCUGUUGGAAAAGCCUCGACUUCAGACUCAAGAAUUAAUGAAGCUCACUGGUUUAGAAAAAUAGCUUGGAAUUUGGCUGUGCAGUGCAGCAAAGACCCAGUGACAAUGAGAGAGUUUUUCAUGCUUUCUUACAAGCUGUCCCAGUUUUGUCCUUCUGAUGAAGUAAUUCUGAUUGCACAGAAAACAUGUUUACUGAUGGCAACUUCGGUUGAUCUAGAGCAAGCAAGAAGAGCUUCAACAGCUUUUGAACAGACCAGAUACCUGAAUUGUGCACUUGAGCAGAUCCAUGAAUGCAGAGACAUCUGGAAUCUCCUGAAAGAAACAGGGGACUUCUCCAAUGAUCCAUGUGAGACAUUGCUUCUGCUAUAUGAGUUUGAAGUUAAAGCCAAAAAGAAUGAUCCAUUACUGGACAGCUUCCUGGAACCAAUGUGGGAUCUGCCUCAUUUGGAAAGUAAAACACUAGAAACAAUUGCAUCACUAGCAAUGGAAACACCUGCACACUACCCUUCCAUUGCUGUAAAUGCCUUGAAAAGAGCUUUGUUGCUUUACCAAAAGAAGGAAUCGAUAGAUGUUCUGAAAUACAGCAACUGCAUGCACAAAUUGGUUAACCUGUUGGUGCCAGAAGGGGUGCCAAAGGAAGAAAUCUGUCCCCUGGAAGAACUUUGGGGCUUUUUUGAUGAUGCUUUGAGCUUUAUUAGCCACACCGAAGGCUACCCGGAAAUGGAGGUUCUCUGGCUGAUGAUCAUGUCCUGGAAUACCGGAAUAUUCAUGUAUGGCAAUGGGAUGUAUGUAUCUGCUGAAAAGUGGUGUGGCCUGUCAUUGCGUUUCCUCGACCACCUUGGCUCCCUCAAGAAAGUCUACGAAACUCAGGUGAAUAUCCUGUAUAGUGAGCUGGUGGAAACACUGGAUAAAAAGAAAAGGUCUCACUUUUACAUGAAGAGGAACUGA